Messenger RNA from Haliotis rubra (blacklip abalone), 1283 nucleotides. Its product is annotated as solute carrier family 66 member 2-like. Gene Ontology annotation, cellular component: endosome; trans-Golgi network. The record is from RefSeq and is a predicted model, not a curated record. Bases 36 to 494 code for a protein of 152 amino acids. Gene Ontology annotation, biological process: retrograde transport, endosome to Golgi; phospholipid translocation. The transcript is spliced from 4 exons. NCBI's taxonomy places the organism in Eukaryota, Metazoa, Mollusca, Gastropoda, Lepetellida, Haliotidae.
GAGUGAGAUCAUUUCAUCCAAACCUAGGUAUUUUCAUGGAUUCUAAACACUGGGAAGGCCCAGGUGGCCCACCUCAUACAUUGCUGGAUUUUGAUCUUGACUACUUCUGGAAGUGGACAGACUUCCUGAGCUAUGUUGAGUUCAUGGCCACCUUCACGGUGGUUGUAGGGAUGCUCACGUACGUCUUGCUGGAUUUUACUAUCUACAUCGAGACCAUCGGGUUUCUGGCUGUAUUUGCUGAGGCCAUGCUAGGGGCUCCGCAGUUCUACCGCAACUACCAGAAUAAAUCAACAGUAGGCAUGAGCAAGAAGAUGGUGGGUUUCUGGACAAUGGGAGACAUCUUUAAAACUAUCUAUUUCAUCUUGAGGUCAUCCCCAGCCCAGUUCUGGAUCUGUGGGAUGCUUCAGGUGUCAAUUGACAUGUCCAUCUUCGUCCAAGUGUAUAUGUACCGCCAUCAUCCUCCAGGCAAGGUCAUCAAGGCUGCCAGAAGCUGACCUUGACUCUAAGGUCACAUGAUUAUACUUGAACUGUUCAAGGAUCACCACUCAAACAGGCAGAAAGAAAUGAUAAUGAAGAGAUUUGAUCAAUCUUGACCACUGCAGUUCUUUUGCUGUAUUUUAAUACCUUACUGCAUGAAGAUCUACGGACACCUGCGUCAGAAGUUGCUUCAGGUGAACUUCUUAUAAGCAGGUCCGCUAAAUCUGGGCACAAGUGAGCUAAGUAUUUAGGCUGAUACAUCCAAUUUCUGAUCUCAAAAACCGAACAUAAUCAGAGAGUUCCAAAUGUACAAAAGUAAAACCGUGCCAUCAUUUUAUUGUGUAGAUUUUGUGCAAUUCAUUGUUUCUGAGCACUAUAGCACUUCCGCACAAAAGGGUAUAAUGUCAAGGUUAUAUUUGUAUUUCUGUAGUAAUUUUCUUUUGCCAGAUUGAAAUUCCUGUAUUGAUGUUGUAAGUUAAUGAUGCCAAAUCAUUUUAGAAAGCUGCCACCUGAUUGGCUGAAAAGGCCACGCAUCAUUCAUCAGAUUUGGCAGUCAAAGGUUUAUGUAGUUGCCCUGAGAUCUUAAUGCAGACCGUAUGAGAGUAAGCAUGUGAUAUCAAUGAUAUCGGGUAUGGUGCACUGUCUGAGAUCUUGAUGCAGACAGUAUAAGAGAUGUGAUAUCAAUGAUAUCGGGUAUGGUGCACUGUCUGAGAUCUUGAUGCAGACAGUAUAAGACAUAGCAUCUGAUAUCAAUGAUAUCAGGGUAUGGUGCACUGUCUGAGACCUUGAUGCAGACAAUGUAUCAG